Molecule: messenger RNA, 5583 nt
Organism: Pelobates fuscus (common spadefoot toad)
Lineage: Eukaryota; Metazoa; Chordata; Amphibia; Anura; Pelobatidae
Gene: EHMT1
Product: euchromatic histone lysine methyltransferase 1
Exons: 27
Coding region: 594-4307 (1237 amino acids)
Biological process (GO): negative regulation of transcription by RNA polymerase II; peptidyl-lysine dimethylation
Cellular component (GO): chromatin; nucleus
Molecular function (GO): zinc ion binding; histone H3K9 methyltransferase activity; p53 binding
Source: RefSeq, a predicted model, not a curated record
GAGGGGACUUCAUGUGCUGUCAGCUGACCAAUAUGGUUGAGCAGUCUGGAUCAUGUGGAGUUCAUGGCUCUCUACAUGUUUUCUCUGUAUAGCUCAGGGCACGUGUGGCUGCAUUUGCUUAAACGAAAUCCAGCAUGCUCUGUCUGCAUUGUGUAAAUGCAAGGGGGGAGGGGAGAAAGCAUUUGCAUCUAGAAGGGUUUAGACAUGGAUUGGGACCUCACCCAAUAUCCAGCUUAUAACUGCUAUGUGAACAUGGGGGCAAGGCAGUGCCUUCUGUAGGUGUAUUUCUCUAGACCAGUCUAGACAUUGCUGUCUGCAGGGUUUAAAGAGCUGCAUGAUUGGGUAUUUUUGUGCCUUAGAUCAGAUUAUUUGAAGAGAUCUUUGAACCUUGUUAUUCUGCAACACAGCUCAAUAAACGUGUCAUGUUUGGGGGCCGUCUUAUUUUCUUGCAUACUAUGGCCUUCUAAGGGGUUCUGGAGAACUUUAAGGAUUGGAGCCUCGCUUCGCGCGUAGGGACAAGUACGGUGGACGGGUUUGUCAAGACGGACCUGUUGAAAGAUAUUACGAACAGCAAAGAGGAAGUAACGGAUGUCAUGGCGGGAGAUGAAAAUCUGCCAGAGAAGCAGGCGGGUGAGACCAACGGCUCCUGUGACAGGAGUGAAUCCAAGGACCACCACCCUAUAACCACACAUGGCGCUCAGGACGGCCCGAAACUACCCCAUCAGGACUCCACCUUCAAAACCUGUUGGGUUGCAGAGAAUGGAGUCUGUGAGCGAGAUCCUGGGGACAUCAGACCGCACCCCCUAAAAUCCAGCAACCCCACACAGACCUCUAUUGUUGGCAGCAAUGGCUUUAUUUUAAGUAAAUCUGCUGCCCUAGAGCAGCCAUUAAGGACUUCCAGCUCAUCUCCCCUUAGUGGGCACGCUGCCAAAACCCUCCCUGGGUCUGCCAGCCGAGUAAAAGCAGCGUCCGGGGCUUAUGUGACUCCAGUACCCUCUCCUGCUCCUCCACAAAUCGGAGAUUCAGCUAAGGAGGAGAACACCAACCAGCUAGAUGCAUCUUUAUCCGAUUUGAAGAUACACAGAGCACGGAAAACCAUGCCGAAAGCUGGAGGCAGUUCGCCUGUGCACAAGGACCCCAAAGAACCAACAGUUCAAAAAGAAACCAAGGAAGAGAACUCCCCCAAAAACGGCUUGGAAGGAGGGAAACUGCAGCCACUUACCCACUCAGCCACACUACAACAGGUGCUACCUCAGGGCCAGAGCUCCGGGACCAAUGCUAAAUCCCAGUCAGUUUCUGUAGUUUCUCGGAAGAAGAAACGGCGGAUGGGAACAUACAGCCUCAUACCCAAAAAAAAGGCCAGAGUGUUAAAGCAGAGAACAGUACUGGAAAUGUUCAAAAACAUCUCUCAUAGCUCAGCCGGUUCCAAGAGUGAGAAGGAGUCCGAUAUGCCUCAUGUAAAUGGGGACAGCAUGGACAUGGACUCAGAAGAAGAGUAUUCAGAAGACCUGGAGGAGGAGGACUAUCACAGCGGGGAGGCACCUGCAUCUGAAAACCAGGACGAGAGCAGUGCUUCCAAACAAGCCCCAUCAGAGGCGGACAGCUUGAAGAAGGGAGACGACAUGGAAUCAGAAGGUGACGAAGAAGCUGAAUCUGUGGGAUCGCUGGAGGAGGAAGAUGAUGACGAUGAGUCUGAUCUGAGCUCGGAAUCCAGCUUGCGGAAAAAACAGAAGAAAGGGGUCCAGACUGGGAGUCCAUGGAUGAAACCCUCCGGGAAGUGGAAGAAAAAAGCAAAGCGGAAGUCAGAAGAUGUUCUUGCUACAAGUACUGAGAACCAGGAGAAUAGCGUGGACUACACAGAAGUUUCUCUAGACUCAUUGGACCUUCGAGUUAAGGAGAUAUUGUCUCCUCAGUCCAAAGAUAUGUUCAAUGGAGCCGAGGCCAUGGAGAUGGACAGUCUUCAAGGGAUCCCCCUCUGCAGCUGCCGCAUGGAAACCCCCAAAGAAGACGAGGUGACAGAAAAGUCUGGAGAUCACUGCAUGGCAAUAGAGAGCACAGACCAUGAGUUAUCUCAGUGUACGAAUGCAGUGGUAAAGUAUGAACUGAUGAGGCCAUCGAACAAGGUGCGCCAUCUUGUGUUGUGUGAAAAUCACCGGGGACGUAUGGUCAAACACCAGUGCUGUCCAGGCUGUGGUUACUUCUGUCUAGCGGGUACAUUUAUGGAGUGUCAGCCUGAAGCCAGCAUCUCACAUAGAUUCCACAAGGGUUGUGCCACUCAUGUUAACAACACCAGCUACUGUCCACACUGUGGGGAAGAGACCUCCAAAGCCCUGGAAGUGACCAUAGCUAAGGCAGAUACCACGUCCACCGUGGCUACGACCAGCUAUGAGAAAAAAGACAGCCCAGCAGAUGGCCAGGCAGACACUACGACAGAAAGCGAUUUUACUGCCCAGAAAUCCACAGAAGAGAACAAGGUGGAUAUUCCAUCUCUCCCGACAUCUGAAGCUACAGAUUCUCCAGAAACCCCCGGGGUGGGGAAAUCUCCUAUUCUCUCACAAGUUCCAGUCAAAGAGACCCUGGAAAGCGCGCUUCUUGCUUUGGACUCAGAAAAGCCUAAGAAGCUGCGCUUUCACCCAAAGCAGUUGUAUUUUUCUGCGCGUCAAGGAGAACUACAGAAGGUCUUGAUGAUGCUUGUUGAUGGCAUAGACCCCAACUUCAAAAUGGAACAGCACGGCAAGAGAACCCCCCUGCACGCCGCUUCCGAGAUGGGCCACACCAACAUCUGCCACAUGCUCGUUCAGGCCGGAGCUAAUCUGGAUAAUUGCUCUGAAGAUCAAAGAACUCCAUUAAUGGAAGCCGGUGAGAACAACCACUUGGAAACUGUGAAAUACCUGGUUAAGGCAGGAGCGUUGCUAGAUCCCAAGGAUUCGGAGGGCUCCACCUGUUUGCAUCUGGCCGCUAAGAAGGGUCACUACGAGAUUGUGAAAUAUCUUCUGACAAACGAACAAAUGGAUGUUAACUGUCAGGACGAUGGAGGUUGGACCCCAAUGAUUUGGGCUACUGAAUACAAGCAUGUGGAUCUGGUUAAACUGUUACAUUCCAGUGGUGCAGAUAUCAACAUACGCGAUAAUGAGGAGAACAUUUGUCUGCACUGGGCAGCGUUUGCCGGUUCUGUUGAGAUUGCAGAGAUUCUACUAGCGUCGAAAUGUGACCUGCGAGCCGUGAACAUACAUGGGGACUCCCCCCUCCAUAUUGCCGCCAGGGAAAAUCGACACGAGUGUGUAAUACUCUUUUUAGCCCAUGGUUCUGACGUGAGCCUGAAGAACAAAGAAGGUGAGACACCGUUGGAGUGUGCCAGUCCCAAUUCACCUGUCUGGGCAGCUCUAAAAAAGAGCCACACAUUGAUUGACAAACCAGAACCAAAGGAGAAGCUGAUGAACAGGGACAUAUCUCGAGGCUAUGAGAACAUCCCCAUUCCGUGUGUUAACGCUGAAGACUCCGAGCCAUGUCCCACCAAUUUCAAGUACGUCUCUCAGAAUUGUGUGACUUCACCUCUGAAUGUAGACCGGAACAUCACCCAUUUACAGUACUGUGUAUGUAUAGAUGACUGUUCGUCCAGUAACUGCAUGUGCGGCCAGCUAAGCAUGAGAUGCUGGUAUGACAAGGAAGGGCGUUUGUUGCCGGAGUUCAAUAUGGUGGAGCCCCCUCUAAUCUUUGAAUGUAACCACGCCUGCUCCUGUUGGCGUAACUGUCGGAACCGUGUGGUGCAAAAUGGAUUGAAGGCUCGGUUACAGCUUUUCCGUACCAAGAGCAUGGGAUGGGGAGUGAGAUCGCUGCAGGAUGUUCCGAUGGGAACCUUUGUGUGCGAGUACGUGGGAGAGUUAAUUUCUGACACCGAGGCGGACGUUCGAGAGGACGACACGUACCUUUUUGAUCUAGAUAACAAGGAUGGAGAAAUUUACUGCAUUGAUGCCCGUUUCUACGGCAACAUCAGCCGCUUUAUCAAUCACCAGUGUGAGCCCAACUUGCUACCUGUCCGUGUCUUCAUGUCACACCAGGAUCUCCGCUUCCCUCGGAUAGCGUUCUUCAGCAGUCGACAUAUUCACGCUGGAGAGGAGAUUGGAUUUGAUUACGGGGACCGAUUCUGGGACAUUAAGAACAAGCUUUUUACCUGUCAGUGUGGCUCUUCCAAAUGCAAACAUUCGGUGAAAAUCACCUCUCAGUGCCAGCCCGUUACCCCAUUAGACGUUCCGCAAGAGAACGGAUUACCUGACACUAGCUCCUCCACCUCUCUUAGCGUCUGUUGAGAAGCGCCCAACUCGGCUACAAAUGGACGUGUUUUUUCUUUUUUUCUUUCUUUUCGUACAGGUGUCUGAAAAGACGGAUGUGGACUCUCUUUUAGACUCCGACUUUUCUAAAGACCUUUUUUGUUGCCCUCCGAAAGAGAGCGGAAUAAACACACAAAAAAACAAUAAAACCGUUUACUAGUCUUCUGGACAAAAGGCGGUGAUGGAAUCUAAAGUGAACAUUCUUACGGACACCAUCAUUCUAAACCCUUUUCUAAAUCUAAUCCUUCUGCUCAAGCAUCUCACAUCUCUGACCAGCAUUGAAGCAGUUAAUGAGUCAAAGUAUUCUCACCUCUGGGGGAAGAGUUGUAUUAAUCCUCUUUUUAUCACGGUCACUCACACAUUCAAGCAAAUUAGAUGUACUUUGCUUGUUUUCAUCUGUAAAUUUGCAAGCCUCUGGAAAAGAAGGGGGAACGGUAGCAAGCAAAAAUUCAUUCUACAAUUGUAUUUGUAUGAAACAGAAUGAGCUUACCGUAGAGGCAGAGUUACAGGAAUUUCACAGUUACCUGGGUGACUUUUUGGGGGGGAGGAUUCUUGUCUGGUGCUUACAGAUUACCAUUGCCAUCCAGAUUUGGAUGGAUUUGUACAAAUAAUAAGAAAGUGAAAUGUUCGCAUUCUAUCGGCUGCAGCAGAGGAGCCGGACCUUGGGUGCCUGCACAGCCCCAGUUUUUGUCAAACGUCUUGAAAACGGUUUAACAAAAAUCAGUGGGAUGACACCUGAAUACUCCUUGCACCUUGACGAGCAAAAUAAUCUGUACAAUAAGCUGUAGCAGUUAUGGUGCCCACAAUGUCCCAACUGCAAGGGAACCCACCACAGAAUUUGGCAAAAACUUGUUAAUUAUAAUUUAGAAAAUAGUGUAGCACAGUAUGAAUUAUAGGUUGUCAGAGCACCACUCUUGGCCAAUAGUGCCUGUUUCUGAAUUGUCACAAAGUUUGUGGGGUCAUAAACAUCUCUCUAACCUUACUGACUAAUUAGAUAACUUUGUAUCCUAAUAAUAUACACUGCUGGUGAGAACCAAGGGUGUGUUUAUGUCAUUGUGUUUUGGCUAUGACUAGAUCAUUGGUAGUCCUGCACAGCUCAAGGGAAACCAGGUUAAAUUUGAAUUAUUUUGGAACAGAUAUAAGUCACUGGCUUAAAACCAAAAUGAUCAUUAUAUGUCCACUUUAAUCUGGAGUUGAAAUUUCAAACUUUAUUUUCCUCGAAGCACGAAGUUAAUAAAACUCCACUUUUAUUUUA